GUUAUGUCAAUCAGCCGAAUGAGCGUCACGGGCUCAGUUUCGGCCUUGCGCACCCCUUCAAACAGAACCGACGAUUCGGCAUCACCGCAGCCUCGUCGUCUAGAGGUCGUUUCAAAACAAGCAACCAAAGUCACCGCCAUAUCGACUCGACUGGAAUGGAAAAUUGAUCAGUUUGAAAAAUUGAUGAAAUUGUUCAAAAAUGGUCAUAACUUGAUCAGUAAACAGUUCGGUUGCCCGCAGGCGCCGACAGUUACUUGGGAAUUACACGUUUACCCGAAUGGAAAAAGAGAGGAAGAUGCUGGAAAUGUAUCCUUCUUCUUGAGACAAGUCGGACUUCAACGUGGUGAAGAGCCAAUAAUGACCGAAUUUCAAAUAUAUGCACUCGAUGCGAACACGUUAAGAGUGAGUGUGUGUCGUGAUACGAAAGAUUUCACCAAUCAACAAGGACGUGGCAAAUUCCAGGUAUCGCGUGAGAAGAUGAUGGCAGCAUUGAAACCUGACGGAGCGUUGUUAUUAAUUUGUGAAGUGGAAUAUUUCCCGCCGGGAUCGAAGAUUAGUGUGGAACAAGCGGUGGAGCCAGAGCAGAGUGACGAUUAUGAGGAGAAGAGUGAAUUGUCAAUUCGAGAUGCUCUGAAGGAGAUGUUGGACAGCGAGUUGUUUGCAGAUUGUUGUAUUAAGGUUGGUAACAAGACCCUUCGGGCGCAUCGUUGCAUAUUGGGUCAGCAUUCCGAAGUGUUUCGGUCGAUGUUUGCACAGGAGUCUAUGCUGGAAGCACAGAAAGGAGUUAUUGAUAUUCAGGACUGCAGGUUUGAACCGGUGCGCGCGAUGAUAGACUACAUAUAUACGGGAUCGACGGAGCUUGUGGAGGGCUAUGCAGAGGAUGUGCUUGCGAUAGCGGAUAAAUACGCGAUAUUGCCACUGAAAGAGCAGUGUGAACGUUACCUGGCCACCACGAUCAACAGCAAGAACGUUGCCUCUACUGCGGUCUUCGCCGAUACGUUUUCUGCAUCGAUUCUUAGACAGGUUUGUGCUAACGUUGAGCGUAACACUCACCUGCUUUUCAACCUGAUGAGUACGGAUACAUGGCGAAUCGUCUGCAUCACUUACAAUAUAAACGCUCGUCAAACAGAAAGUGAUCAGAUCUAUCAAUUGCUCGAUCAGGAAGAUGUGGGCAAUUCAGAUGUUUGUGCUAUUGCCUUACAGGUCCGGUGGCUAGAUGAGGUAACUUCAGUGGACGGUAUCGUGUGCAUUUACUAUCCGAAAGAUAGACCAAUAUACAGUGGUGUUCGGGAGGGAAUUCUUCCUGUAGGUGCGGGCAAGUUUUCAGUCUGUAGAGGUGCAUCCAUGGGAAGGGGAUUGCGAAGUGCGGAAUUGGAGUUAUCUCAUUCGGAAUUGUUCGGAACAGUUCCAUCAGAAGUGACAUGGCAGUCGAACUUUACAGCGUGGAUGAUUGCAAAUGGACGUUGUUUGGUGGGCAAACAGUCAUCUGCGUCGAAUUUAUUGCUGGUGUUCGCCAGGUUGCAUCUGUUCAGAUGGAUCGAUAAGAUUGACUCGAAAUGUAGUAGAUCUUCUUUUGGUAAUGAUCAGGAUGAAAGUUGGUUGGUAUUCGCAUCAUCGCAUUUAUUACCGCAUACUGAUGGUUAUGAAGCGCGUUGCUUGCAAUAUGGAUAUGGGAAGGCGGCCAUUUUCGAGAAUAUCACUGAUAAUGGGCAUGCGAUUAUGUGGCUUGGCGAUAUGAAUUGGCGUGUGGAUGCACUCAGCGCGCAGCAGAUGUUUGACAGAUUGAAUGCAGUUAAAACCGAUGAAGAAAUGGAGCGACUGGUUGAUGAAGUGGAUCAGUUGCGUAGAGCGCAACGCGAUAAUAAAGCCUUCACCGAUUUUCGUGAAGCCCCAAUACAUUUUGCACCAACUUAUCGCAUUCUCGUUGGACGGACAAGGUUCGAUGCAGAACGGGUACCGUCGUGGUGCGAUCGUAUUUUGUACCGAGGCGAACGUUUAGAGUGUUUGCGAUAUUCAGAUAACCGUUUAAUCACGAUAUCGGAUCAUUUUCCGGUGUGUGCGCAAUUCAAUUUCCAUUUAGUGACACCCCAGCGAGGCACCACUCAAACGACCCCUCAGUGGAAUAUCGAGUUCGAGCCGAUACCUCGUUGGUUCAGUGUGGUGCCGUUCACGUGUCGAUUCUCGUUCCGCAAUAAGUUCUGGCAAAGGUUCGGUUCCUAUCGCGACUGGGUCGGUGUAUUCCCGUCGCAACUUCCCGAUCCGAGCCGUCCACUGCAUUGGCUCUAUGCGGUGAUGUGCUAUGAAAGCGUUAUCGGUGCUAGAACGUUGAAUGUCGCUGAAUUUUCAUGCUUAGCACCCGGAGCGUACAGACUCGGCUAUUGGAGUGUUACGCAGAACUGCCUUCAGGGCAUUUCGAAUCCCUUCGAAAUCGAACAUCUUUCCUCAUCAUAA
Messenger RNA from Anisakis simplex (herring worm), 2451 nucleotides. Lineage: Eukaryota; Metazoa; Nematoda; Chromadorea; Rhabditida; Anisakidae. The record is from the annotation of a GenBank genome assembly.